AUGGGUCUUGACAAGUUCUACAAGACUCAGCGGAAGAAGCCAGAUGAUGCGAAGUGCAUCGAGUGUGUAACGAGGCGCGUCAACACGGAGCCUCACGAGGUUGGUCGCGACGACGACGAGGAUGGAUACGAUGUUGCUGCUCCAGGUGAAUCUGGCAGCGACUCAGAUGAUCUUGAGGACUACCACAUCAACAACGCGACUGCCAGCAUUUCAGGUCUGUCAACAACGCGACUGGCAGCAUCUCAAGUCUGUCAAUCAGCAACAGUACCUACCCUUCUCAGACGGGGGCUAGCAGUACCGGUGGUGUGGACGUGA
Molecule: messenger RNA, 315 nt
Organism: Ramularia collo-cygni
Lineage: Eukaryota; Fungi; Ascomycota; Dothideomycetes; Mycosphaerellales; Mycosphaerellaceae
Exons: 2
Coding region: 1-315 (104 amino acids)
Source: RefSeq, a predicted model, not a curated record